GCAUGGUAGUGGGGGCGCCGGCCGCCCUUGGGCUCCUACUGCUGCCGCCGCUCCUGCCGCUGCCGCAGGUGGCGCUGGGCUUCGGGGACAGCAGCUGCGACCCCUCGGACCUGUGCCCGCCCCAGGCCCGCUGGAGCAGCCUGUGGCACGUGGGGCUUAUCUUACUCGCUGUCCUUCUGCUGCUGCUGUGCGGGGUCACCGCCAGUUGUGUCCGGUUCUGCUGCCUCCGGAAGCGGGCACACACCGAGCCACACCUGCCGGCAACACCUCAGCCAAGCGGCCUGACGGUCAGCCCUACAGACAGCGACAGCACUGUGCACAGCACUGUGACUUCUUACAGCUCUGUGCAGUAUCCGCUGAGCACGCGGCUGCCCCUGCCCUUUGGGGAGCUGGACCUCGACUCCAUGACCCCUCCUGCCUACAGCCCGUAUGCCCCUGAGCUGCCACCCUCCUACGAAGAGGCUGUCAAGAUGGCCAAACCCAGACAGCAAGAGCCGCCCCCCUCUUAGUGACCCAGUCCUCUCCCUGGGGCCUGAGGCCUAGAGACAUGGGCAGGGCCCCCGGAGCCAGGCUCCAAUGGCCAGCACCCCUGGCUGUAGCCCCAGUGCCCCUCAAAGGCAGAGGAAAGUCCUCUUGAACCUCCCGAUGCUGCCAGCCACCCCGUGCUCAGAGGGACCCGGUGCAAGGGCACUUGCAGCCAGGGACCCCCCCCCCAGCACAACCCUACCAUCCUUCCCCAGGGAAGGCCAGCCGUCCAGCACAUUGCUGCAGCCCUGGCCGCGUUGCUGUGUGACGCCAGGCAGCCAAGCCGGCUGGCCCUGUGUUGGACACACACACACACACACACACACACACACACACACACACACGUGCAUGUGCUUAUGAAGGCUGCUGCAUUCAGCCCUGACCCCACAGGCCUCAGCCCCAGGGCUCAGGGCUGCCUGUGACACCCCAGCUUUUUGGAGAGAGCAUAAAAUGUGUACCUAAGUGAUCUCCCUCUGAGGAGCUCCGGGAGGGGCCUGUGGGUGGCCAUCCCCCCCCCCCCACCCCCCAGGCGGGCGGGCAGGCAGGGCGAGUGGUAGCCUUCAACCUGCCCCCAGCCUGGCUUUCAGGCUGCUGUCUGGAGCCCGGAGCUGGGCAGCGGGAGGGACGGGCCACGCACCAUGGCUGCCCAGGGAGAACCCUCUCCUCGCUCCAGACCCACAUCCUUGUCAGCCCCCCCCCCC
Molecule: messenger RNA, 1226 nt
Organism: Hyaena hyaena (striped hyena)
Lineage: Eukaryota; Metazoa; Chordata; Mammalia; Carnivora; Hyaenidae
Gene: TMEM52
Product: transmembrane protein 52
Exons: 5
Coding region: 3-509 (168 amino acids)
Source: RefSeq, a predicted model, not a curated record